Messenger RNA from Pyrus x bretschneideri (Chinese white pear), 651 nucleotides. Its product is annotated as glutamyl-tRNA reductase-binding protein, chloroplastic-like. The record is from RefSeq and is a predicted model, not a curated record. The transcript has 4 exons. The coding region runs from base 214 to 651 and encodes 145 amino acids. Lineage: Eukaryota; Viridiplantae; Streptophyta; Magnoliopsida; Rosales; Rosaceae.
ACUCAAUCUCUCACAACCCAUUUGUCCCUUCCAUUCCCUCCCUCAAAACCCACGCCCAAAAUCCAAUCUUUCAAUCACGUAAAACCGAACCCAUUUCGCAGAACUCUAUUUAGAACCCUAAGAUGCUCGCUUUCGGCGGUUUCGGAGCCGACCCAGGUGGAAACGAAGACGCACAGCCACAGGCCGGUUCCGGCUGAGGUUUCUAGGACAAUUAUGGAGUUGGUGUCUGUGGGCACGCUUUCUACUCUGACCCAAGAGGGUUGGCCCUUGGGCAUUGGCGUCCGGUUCGCCGUCGACCCAGAAGGGACUCCGGUGUUGUGCUUGAAUGCCUCUAAUCGGCAGUUUUCUAUUGACAGGAGGUCUAGCUUCCAUGUCCAGUUAGAGCAAAGCGGGCUGCGAACACCUCAGUGCACGAUUUUAGGCAGCAUUGACAAACCGGAAGACAGGGCAAUGUUGAAGUUUUUGCACAGACAUGAGUUCCAGCAUAUGUGGCUGGAUUUAUUUACUGGACUCAGUCCUCCGACAAAGCAUACACAGGCCCACUACCUUCGUUCGGUAUGGAAAAAGAGGUUUGGAGAAGAAGUUGAUGAAGAGCUCAUAUAUGAUGAAGAGCUCCUGACUCCGUUGUUGAUGGAAGGAUCUGUCCGAUGA